AUGGUCGCUAUCUUAGCAGACAACCUUGCAGUCACCGACGGACCCUUGAACUCAGACAAUGCAGUCCUCCUCCGCCCCUCUGAUCCCUCACUCCCUCUUGAAGAGCUCCGCAAGCGAUACGAUAAUGACGGAUACCUCUUCCUGAAGCAAAUCAUCCCCCGAGAAGAUGUCCUCGAAGCUCGCAACGCAUAUUUCUCAUCAGUACAAUCCACUGGUGUCCUGAAGCCAGGAUCUGAGUCUGUGGAAGGAAUCUUCAACCCAUCCAAGAGUCACGAAGACUACCCAGGUAUUGGCGCAGGACAUGCCGAGGGUAACGGAAGACCUGGUGGUGACCAAGCAGCGGCAUUUGUCGACCUUGCUCUAAACGCUCACUACGCGGACUGGUAUGCCGAGAAGUUCUGCAACCAUCCCGCAUUGUACGACUUCAUUGCGAAGUUCUCCGGUUGGAAUAAGGAUACCCUUAACCUACGCCGUACACUGCUAAGGAAUAAUAUUCCCGGCUCCAAGCCGAUUGGUGUACACUAUGAUCAGAUCUUCUUGCGCCACGGCGAUCCGACUAGCAUCACCGCCUGGGUUCCUAUUGGAGAUAUCAAGUUGAAUGGUGGUGGACUGAUCUAUCUGGAAAAUGGGGAUAGCAUUGGAGUUGAGCUUGAGUUGGCAUUUUACAAAAAGGCAAAAGAAGCCGGGAUGAGUGAUGACGAGGCUAAAAAUGCCUUUAAUUCGAAUAUGAUGGCAACGGGCUUGCUGUCGGAAUUCCCGGCUGAAUUUGCCCGUGAACAUGGCCGACGUUGGCUGGUCUCGGCCUACGAAGCUGGUGAUGUUGUCUUGCAUAAGCCUCACAUGAUCCAUGCAUCCACUAUCAAUCAUGAUCCGGAUAAUGUUAUCCGCCUUGCUACCGAUCUUCGAUUCUGUGACUCGUCAAAGCCAUAUGAUAAGAGAUGGAUGAACCAUUAUACUUUCAAUGAUGGCGUUUGA
Messenger RNA from Penicillium malachiteum, 975 nucleotides. RefSeq lists its product as uncharacterized. Lineage: Eukaryota; Fungi; Ascomycota; Eurotiomycetes; Eurotiales; Aspergillaceae. Bases 1 to 975 code for a protein of 324 amino acids. The record is from RefSeq and is a predicted model, not a curated record. The transcript has 4 exons.